This is a messenger RNA of Lutzomyia longipalpis, 553 nucleotides long. RefSeq lists its product as uncharacterized. The transcript has 4 exons. Lineage: Eukaryota; Metazoa; Arthropoda; Insecta; Diptera; Psychodidae. The record is from RefSeq and is a predicted model, not a curated record. Bases 68 to 553 code for a protein of 161 amino acids.
GAAAGUAAAAUUUCUUCAAUUUCUUCAGCUGGUAUCGCGCGCGGCACAUUAGACUGGCGCUCGCGACAUGGCACACAAGCUCAUCCUGCUGGGCAUCCUUCUACUGGGCUCCCUCUACUGCCUCCACCUCUUGGCACAGGACUACCAAAAAAUCCGUCGUCCCGCUCAAAUGGCCACAAAAGCCGUUGCAAAGGCACUGGGGUUGGAUUUCCUAACCGGCCGGAGACGUCGCUCCACGGACGAGCAGCAUGAGCAGCCUGAGGCGUCAAUUCAGUGGGAUACCCUCUUGAGACAUGAUCCACUUCUCUGUGCACCAUCUCUCGUCUGCCAGCUGGCUGCUGGAGCCACCGUGGACUUCCACGAGGGUGUCUCCAUAAAGAACUUCAUACUCACCAAUGCCAAUGAGUCAGCACCGGAGAAAGUGAAAAAGGCGCGUGAGCUCGGACACCGGGCAGACAGCGUGAAGGAAUGCUUCAAGAAAUUCAACUUCUGCCCCUACUCCGCCAAGACGAUGCUGCGGAUUAUUCAUUUGCAGACAAAAUUGCUAAAUUGA